CAACGUGGAUUUGCAUAGUAAAGGUAUAUACUAUACUGGGAAUUUGUAUUUGCAUAAGAUGAGCCUGAGCUUUCAAACAACUUCCGCUCUGGUAGUGCUGAUCUCACUGGUGACCGCAGCAGGAUAUACUAGUCCCAAAUAUAAACCAACCAUCCAAUCAGAUUCUAMUAUCAAUGUUAAUACCAUUCAAGGAGAGUCAAAAGCCAAGCCGACAGAUACAUCGAGRGGUGCAUUGGGUCAAGGCUUCGAGCUGAGUAAAAUUGAUCUGCUAAGCAAGCAACUGCAAGCGACAGGAGCUAARAUAUUUGAGUCCCUUGAUCCUGACGAAUGYACGCUGACUGACAAYAUUGGGAGUACRGAGAAGGACGACACUUACUAUAGUAGCACGCAGUCCCUCUAUUCGUCGGUAUCUUCAMAAACAAAUGUUGGUUCGGAUAUGAAAAGUCCGUACACUUUCGGUGCGUCUGUAACAGCUGUCACAGAUAAYACUGUAUCAGGAAACACAGAAAUAUCAGGACUCUCACUUAAUCUCAARGCAUUAAGCAUGUCUACUGCRCUGAAGAAAGACUGCAUUAACAAYAAACCUUUGRCAAAAGAGCUCGUGAAAGACUUUGAAAAUCUUGACAAAGAAAUAAAAAAUCCACACAGAUUGCAGUCCUGGAGAAAGUACAAGGUAUUUUUGGAGAAGUAUGGAUCACACAUUGUAAACGAAGCACAGUCAGGCUCCAGCAUCUACCAGUAUGUCUUUUCAAAAUCUACCAAAAAAGUCAGACAGAGAGACUUAACAGUCAAGGCUUGUGCCUCAUUAGGCGGUGCGAAACUAGCAGGAAAACUUGGCAUUUCUGCUUGUUCAGACGUUUCUAAAAAGGAAGUAGAAGAAUCGUCUGAAAAAUCAAUGAUCAAAAAGUUGGUAGUCAGAGGAGGSAAAGCAGAYACAAGAGUGGAUUUGACUGGUGARCUUACUAAAGAACAGAUUAACAAGUUCCUGAAAGAAGGUCAAACCGACCCAUCRCCCAUCCAGUAUUCAUUUUACUCAAUAUGGAACAUUCUCCAAUCCAGGUACAUAGGRACAAAACAUUUCGCUAAGGUAGUGAACCUGGAGCAGUUCUACAAAGGUUUCCUCAAUUUUGGCUGUACAUACACGAAAAUGAACGACAUUGAACUCCAGAAAUUUGAAUUAAGUAAAGACAGCGACCCAGAAGCUCCAUCAUAUGUGUGCACACUUGCCCCAGAAGGAUGCCACAACGACGAUGACUUUGACAAACUUAAAACUCAAGCUGACAGCUAA
Messenger RNA from Exaiptasia diaphana, 1288 nucleotides. Its product is annotated as DELTA-alicitoxin-Pse2b-like. The transcript has 4 exons. Bases 59 to 1288 code for a protein of 409 amino acids. The record is from RefSeq and is a predicted model, not a curated record. NCBI's taxonomy places the organism in Eukaryota, Metazoa, Cnidaria, Anthozoa, Actiniaria, Aiptasiidae.